AGGAUGAGUGACGAAGGAGUCAGAGCGACUAACAAUGAUGCCUCGCACUGUAAGCGAUGGUGUGUGGAAAAACGCUACUUCAGGGACGAUUACCUGAAGUAUUUUGUACACAGCACCACUGCUAAAGCGCCUGAGAUUAGUCGGGGAUAUUAUGUCAGGGUACAAAGUGUUCGUCAAGCGAUGCGGAGUUUUAUCAAGCAACAUGAUAGUAACUGUCAGAUUAUAAACAUUGGGGCCGGCUUUGAUACGCUGUUCUGGAACUUGACCCAGGAGGGAUUGCAACCUCAGGCUUUCGUCGAGCUCGACUUCCCUCAGAUAGUGAUGAAGAAGAUAAGAGUAAUCUCGAGUAAAAGUGAGCUAAACUCAGUAAUAUCACGUGACGAGGGCGGGUGUGACGGCACCAAGGUUACCAAGGGCAGUGUCCACUCUCAAUGUUACCAUCUUCUCUCUAUAGACCUUAGGGACAAGACAGCAGUGAGUAAGGUAGUUGAGGCGUGUUCUCUGGACCCAACCCUCCCAACUCUAGUCCUGACGGAAUGUGUACUGUGCUACAUGCCUGCUCAAUCCUCUGCUCAUCUUAUCAGCUGGGCUUCUACCACCUUCCCUAAUUCUCUGUUCCUUAACUACGAGCCCUGCAACAUGUCAGACAGGUUCGGAAGUAUAAUGAUAGAGAACAUGAGGUCACGUGACUGUGAAUUACCUGGUAUUCUGGCGUGUCCCACUCUGACUGAUCAGGAGAAACGCUUCACCGACCUGGGAUACUCUAACGCGAAGGCAAUUGACAUGAACCAAGCUCUAAGACAGUUGCCGGCUGGAGAUUUUCAGAGAAUAGCCCGACUUGAGUUCUUUGAUGAACACGAGAUUCUUACCCAGUUAUUGGAACAUUACUGUCUUUCUUGGGCUACGCAAGGGCACUCCGGAAAUAUUUGCCUUGAUCUUGCAUUGUGAGAAGGCUUCGAGUUUCUUUUUGGACGAAUAUUCUAACUGCACAGAAGAGUGGCAAAACGAAAGGCUGAGGGGGUUCGAGGUAUUAUCGAAUGUUUUUAUAAUGUGGUUACUAGGAAUGGCUGUAGCCACAAAAAUGAUCUGUUUUGGUUUUAAGCGAAUCCCGCUGGCUAAAGUAUUCAACAAUCACGAGAAAAAGAGAAAGGCAGUACAAUCAUCGUGUUACGUCAAUCGAACAAGAGAUAUUCGCCCCUGUAGUGUUUUCCAUGUCAGAACAUCGCAGUAAUAGUCAUGGAUCUGGAGACAUUCCCGUCUAUAUAACUUCCGACCCGGGGUUUGAGACUUGGAAUAGCUCAAGGGAACCAUUACAAACAAAUUUGG
This is a messenger RNA of Bolinopsis microptera, 1326 nucleotides long. Its product is annotated as leucine carboxyl methyltransferase 1-like. Gene Ontology annotation, biological process: C-terminal protein methylation. Lineage: Eukaryota; Metazoa; Ctenophora; Tentaculata; Lobata; Bolinopsidae. Gene Ontology annotation, cellular component: cytosol. Gene Ontology annotation, molecular function: protein C-terminal leucine carboxyl O-methyltransferase activity. The coding region runs from base 4 to 948 and encodes 314 amino acids. The transcript is spliced from 7 exons. The record is from RefSeq and is a predicted model, not a curated record.